Messenger RNA from Hypoxylon fragiforme, 1643 nucleotides. RefSeq names its product galactose mutarotase-like protein. NCBI's taxonomy places the organism in Eukaryota, Fungi, Ascomycota, Sordariomycetes, Xylariales, Hypoxylaceae. The record is from RefSeq and is a predicted model, not a curated record. The coding region runs from base 292 to 1542 and encodes 416 amino acids. Gene Ontology annotation, molecular function: carbohydrate binding; aldose 1-epimerase activity. Gene Ontology annotation, biological process: beta-D-galactose catabolic process via UDP-galactose, Leloir pathway; glucose metabolic process. The transcript has 2 exons.
GUAAGUCAACGUGAUGACUUCCUUACGCGACCUCCAUUGUCCAACCAAAUCAAGUUUCGUCAGACUUGCAAACUGGGGGUAAAAAGUUCUUUGAUGACUGAAUUCAUAUAAGUUGUAUUGAAUCCUUCCCCCAGAUCAUCCUUCGACUUUUUUGGUUUCUUUCCCUCUCCCUCUUUCUGCCACUCUUACCUCGUCACCGUCAGUUCAGACGAGCACAAAGAAAGUGGCCCUGGGACUAAAGGCUGCAUUGUCAACAAACCCAACUUGACUUAUUCUCACCCCCAAGUUAAAAUGCGUCUUCAUACUAGUAUUGCUUCCUUAGGGGCAGCACUCCUUCUCCCGCUUACCUCGGCCCAGUCUCCUGGAGGUACCGGAAGCAGCAAUGUCACAAGCAGUCUAGGACCUGAUGAGAAUGGCUUCUACUGGAUUUAUAGCGAAGGUCUCUCAGCCGCCUUCAUAACUUACGGUGCCUCUAUCGCCAAGCUUUUGGUUCACGACCAGUACGGAAUAGAAAGGGAUGUCGUAGCUGGGUUUGACAACGCGACUGCUUACCCAGACGAUAAAGCUCAUCCUCAUCUUGGUGGUGUGCCAGGCCGAUACGCAAAUCGGAUCCAAAAUAGCACCUUUGAGAUUGAUGGCCAGACUUAUCAUGUCGAUGCCAACGAGAACCCCACGGCAGAAGCUCCUAAUGGCGCCGACACUUUGCAUGGCGGUCACAAUGGCUGGGAUUUCCGAGACUUUCAAGUCGUUUCUCAUACCACUGACAGCAUUACCUUUUCUAUUGUUGACGCUGAUGGCGAGGAGGGUUUCCCGGGAGAGGUUAUCUCUUAUAUCACCUACACCCUCCACGACUCGACAUGGGACUUCAAGAUGGUGGCUAUUGCAACUACAAAGAAGACGCCCAUCAUGCUCAGCAGUCAUACUUACUGGAACUUGGACGGCUUUGCCAACAACGAGACCAACACUGUCUUGAACCACACCUUCUAUCUGCCCUACAGUGGCUCACGAAUCGGUGUUGACAACAUCCUGAUUCCCACGGGUGAUAUCGUGGCUAACAAGAAGGGAUCCGUAAACGAUUUCUGGAGUGCCCCGAAGCAACUCGGAGCUGACCUUCAUCAGCCGGAAGCUGAGGGCAACUGCGGUUUCAACUGCACCGGUUACGACACGUGCUAUACCGUCAACCGCGGCCAGAACGGCCCCUACGACUGGCGCGCCGACGGCGGCUUCGUCGCGCGCCUGCACUCGCCGUGGUCCGGCAUCCAGCUCGACGUGUAUACGGACCAGGACGCGUACCAGCUGUACUCGUGCAACGGGCAGAACGCGACGAUGCCGCUCAAGACGUCGCAGGGCCUCUUCGACAACGCCGACUUCCCCCGCACCAUCCCCCAGUACGGCUGCCUCGUCAUGGAGGUCGAGGACUGGAUCGACGCCAUCAACCACCCCGAGUGGCAGCGCGAGAGCAAGCAGAUCUUCGGCCCCGGGGGCGACCCUUACGUGCUUCAGGCUAGCUAUGUGUUCAGUGUUAAUGCUACGACGUCUUAGGGAGGCCCAUGCGGGGACUGUGGAGAUGGGGAUGGGUGUAGUAAGAGCACCAACAGCAGCAGUGGUAGUAGUAGUAAUGAUAAUAAACAAUCAUCCUCCUC